AGACAUUUUUCCAAGCAGAAGGUUGCCAUUUUUGUCAGAUCUCUAAACAAAGAAUACUGAAAUCAUUAUAAUCUGCAAUAGCUGAACAAAACAAAAUGGGUAUAGUUAAUGAAUUGAGUGAUAGCCAAGCUGAAAAGCAUUCUGGAAGAGGGACUGCAUCAGUUAAGAAAGUGAAACCUCAUAAAAGGUUUUCAAAGCAGUUUAAACCAAAUCAAAAUUAUCUUAGUUCAAAAUCAUCUGCAAAAAACUUGGGUAAAAAAGAAGAGAGAAACUCAUCAAUAUCUAACAAAAAUAAGAAAAAUAGCAAUUUUAAUGAAACUAGAUCAGUUGGGAAAAAAACAGUAACAAAUAGAAUUGAUUUUAAGAAAAGAAAUGCUCUUAAACAACGUGUGAACAAUGAGGAUCCAUCUGAAUCUGGGGGUAAGAAAACGAGUCAAAAUUACAAGAUGAAAAAAGGACAAUUACAGAAACAAAUGAAGGAUGAGAGGGAAAGGAGCUUUCAGAAUUCUCCAGAGAAAAACCAUGUACAGUCAUCUGGUAAAUUGGGUGGUGAUGCAAAGGAAGCACCUGAUACAAGAGGAAACAAACGUAAAUUAUCUGGAAAUGAUUACUCUUCAGAGCCAAAAGAUAAGAAGAUGAAAAUACUAUUAAUGAAGAAAAAAGACAGGAAAAGACUUCGACAAAAGCAUGAUGCCAGAACAGAUAUAUAUGAUAUUGGCAUGAGAACAAAAUAUAUUUGGGAGGAAUUAAGGAGAGAAGACUGUAAAGUGGAACGAAAGCAUGAGCUUCUCAAGGAGCUAGUUGAUCUUGUUAAAGGUCGAACCAGGGAGCUGAUUUUUGCUCAUGAUACUGUACGUGUUAUUGAAACUCUCGUGGCAUUGGGUUCUGUGAUUCACCGGAACAUGCUCUUUGAAGAAUUGAAGGAUCACAUCCUUGAAAUGUCAAAAUCCAAGUAUGCCAAAUUCUUUGUUCUGAAACUCUUGAAAUAUGGGACAAAAGAGCAGAAGAACUUUAUAGUGAAAUCCUUUUAUGGUAAUGUUGACAAACUGAUCAAACACACUGAGGGAGCUGCUGUUCUUGAAUAUGCCUACAAUGAAUAUGCAAAUGCAACUCAGAGGGCUGAAUUGGUUCAAGAGUUUUAUGGUCCAACAUUUGCAUAUUUUAAAGAUAGUGAUUGCAAGACAUUAGCCCAACUUCUGAAGAAAGAUCCAACACGGAAAUCGGGCAUCAUAAACCAUCUGAAAGAACUUUUGAUGAAAAUCACAGAAAGGGCAGUUAUUCGGCACAGUAUUAUCCACUAUGUUUUACGAGAGUUCAUCAUGCAUGCAGAUCCAACCUCUCGCUCUGAAAUUAUUGAAGCAAUUAGGGAGUCUCUAGUGGAAAUUCUACACACUAAAGAUGGGUCUAGGGUAGCCAUGAAUUGUGUUUGGCAUGGAACUGCUAAGGACCGGAAGGCUAUUAUAAAAUCUAUGAAAACUCAUGUUAGUAAAGUAGCCAAGGAAGAACAUGGGCAUAUGGUUUUACUGGCAAUAUUUGAUGCUGUUGAUGACACCAAGUUGGUGGAGAAAGCCAUUAUUAAGGAAUUAAAUACAAACUUAAUGGAACUGGUGCAAAACCAAGAAAGUAGGAAAGUCUUGCUGUACUUAUUAUGCCAUCGAGACAGUCACUUCUUUCAUCCAGACAUAGUCAAUAUUCUUAAGCAAGGAGAUGAAAAUGCUACAAGCAAAAAAGAUCCUGAAAUUAGGAGAAAAGAACUUUUACAGAGUAUCUCGGGACCACUGUUAAAUUUGAUCAAAACUCACCCAUUGGAGCUCAUGAAGAACAAUGCUGUUUGUCUUCUAGUGUUUUCAGUUUUUCAGACUGCUGUUGGUGACCCGACAGAUGCCAUGACUGCUAUUGCUAAAUUAGCUGCUGAUCCUUACGAUGAGAUUAAGGGGGAAAAUCAACAUGUUAUUGAACAUCCAGGUAUUCAUUACAUGUUGAAAAAACUUAUUCUUGGUGACAAACUAAGGAAAGACCAAAACUCUGGUGAGUCCAAAUACAUAUGAAUCCUGAAACUUCAU
Messenger RNA from Limulus polyphemus (Atlantic horseshoe crab), 2063 nucleotides. RefSeq names its product pumilio homolog 3-like (gene peng). Lineage: Eukaryota; Metazoa; Arthropoda; Merostomata; Xiphosura; Limulidae. Gene Ontology annotation, biological process: regulation of translation. Gene Ontology annotation, molecular function: mRNA binding. Gene Ontology annotation, cellular component: nucleolus. The record is from RefSeq and is a predicted model, not a curated record.